Molecule: messenger RNA, 1275 nt
Organism: Symbiodinium sp. CCMP2456
Lineage: Eukaryota; Dinophyceae; Suessiales; Symbiodiniaceae
Source: the annotation of a GenBank genome assembly
AUGUCAACUAAUCUGCCAGAGAUCUCUGGCUCCAGAUCUCCAGACGGACGAAGCCUGAAGAAGAGUUCUGUGAACUCCAAGUUCCUGCCCACUUCACAGGCCCGCUUCGGUUACCUUGGUCAUUUGUGCCUUCAGAACUCCAAGGACGACCCAACAGAAGCUUUGCGCAACAUUACUGCGCUGGAUGCCCCGAGCUUUCUACCCAAUGUCAUGACGCUGCAGCGUGCGUCGACGCCGUGGCAGUACAACACUCCAUGUCGGACCUUGGAGGCAGCUUGUGCAGAUGACUCGGCACAAGGCGAAGAAACCAGGUCCCUAUCGCCUUCGCGAGGUGGAGGCAGCCAAAUGCUGAACUCCGCCAGCAAGAAGGCAAUCUCAACGCAAGCCCCAAUGCCUGCGAACUACGUUCGGAGGAUUCGUCGAAAAGCACAAAUGUCCAGAAGUGCCAACGACCACAGGCAGCAGAUAGCCGACUUAAAGAUGUUGGCUGAUUCUGCCAGCCGAUCUGGAAAUGUCUACCAGGCUUUACAGGCCUAUCACAAGAUGGGUGUUGUCUUUGACAACCAGGCCAUGUAUCCGGAGGCCGUCCAGAAGUACAAGCAGUUCUUGGCUUUGUGUAUAACCUCCAAGAACACGCAGGGUGAGGCACUGGCAUACAACUGUUUGGGCAUUGACUGCUUCAAAAUGGGGCAGUAUGACGAAGCGAUCCAGUACCACAACAAGCACUUGGAGCUAGCAGAUGGCACAGGCCGGCUCAUCGCGCAUACAAACCUCGGCAUUGUUUUCCAGGCCAUGGGGCUGUCUGAGCAUGCUGCCAUCCAUCAUCAGCAUGCGAUCGAGUAUGCCAACCGCAUGGGCUCCAAGGAUGCACAGUGCUUCACCGUGGGCAACCUGGGCAUCGCAUCUGCAGCUCAAGGCGACUUGCAGACCAGCCGGAUCUGCCUGCAGUACCAUUUGAGCUCAGCGCAGCGACAGAAAGCAACCGCCGUGGACAACAAGUUUGCACAGCAUACCCUCAAAGAGGUGAGCAAGAGUGCAUAUCAUCGGCUAGGGCAGGUGAAUGCAACUGACGGUCGUUUCGAUGAAGCCGCAGACCACUUCGCAAAGGCGAUGGAGGUUGCCAAGACCGGAGCAGACCAGAAGGAUGAAGAGGUUUCCGUGGCCAUGCUCGGAAUUGCCCGAGGCAUGCUGAACUUCGAUGAGCACUGCGCAGCCUUGGUGAAAAAAGCGGCCGAGGCUUCUCUAGAUGGUGAGGAAGACGGCUUGCGAUCCUGA